AUGUCACCCGAAUGUUUCUACUUUUUACUGAAUCUUAUUGAACAUAAAUUAGUGAAACGCAGCAUGCGACAAACGAUAAGUCCUGAACACAGACUUGUUAUUACAUUAUUUUAUCUGGCACAAGGCUACAAUAUGCAGGUAGUAGCAUGGUCGUUUUUGAUAGGAAAAACAACAGUGUCUGUAAUCGUACGUGAAACUUGUGCAGCCAUUUGGGAAGUUCUUUCUCCAAUUUAUUUGAAAACGCCAACAACUGAAGAUUUACUAAACAAGAGUAAAAGAUUUUAUGAACAGUGGAACCUUCCUAACUGUUGUGGUGCUAUAGAUGGGAAACAUAUAGUUAUUCAGGCUCCGAAUAAAUCUGGAAGUGCCUAUUUUAAUUAUAAAAAAACUUUUAGCAUUAUAUUAAUGGCUGUUUGUGACGCUGAUUACAUAUUUACAUUUGUGGACAUUGGAGCAUUUGGUUCACAAAGUGAUGGAGGUGUUUUUAAAGAGUCAACCUUUGGACAAGCACUGGAAUCUGGUACAAUAAAGUUACCAGCAGACUCGCCAUUGCCAAAUACAAAUAGUAUGUUUCCAUAUUAUUUUGUAGGAGAUGAAGCUUUUCCGUUAAAAUCUUAUAUUCUGAGACCCUAUCCUGGAAAGAAUUUAGAUGUUCAGAAAAGAAUUUUUAAUUAUCGGUUGUCAAGAGCACGGCGAACAAUAGAAAAUGCAUUUGGCAUUCUAUCAUCAAGGUGGCGAAUAUUGCGAAAUAAUAUUAUAGCUAAUGUGGAAACUGUAGAGAAAAUUGUUGCAGCAACAGUGUGUCUACACAACUUUUUACGUAUUUUUGAACAAGAAGUUCCUGCGCACGAAAGAGUGUAUUGUCCUUCAUCUUUUAUCGACAAUGUUCAUUCUGAUGGAAGCAUUACACCAGGCUUGUUUAGAAAUGAUCGUCCUAAUAGUUUUCAAAGAAUUGGGCGUUUAGGAUCAAAUAAUGCUUCCAGAAAUAUGAUUGAACUUCGGGAUAAAAUGACAAACUAUCUUGCCAAUGAAGGAGCGGUUCCUUGGCAGUGGAAUCACAUUCUUAGAGGAUAUAAUCCAGAAUAA
Messenger RNA from Vollenhovia emeryi, 1086 nucleotides. RefSeq names its product putative nuclease HARBI1. Lineage: Eukaryota; Metazoa; Arthropoda; Insecta; Hymenoptera; Formicidae. The record is from RefSeq and is a predicted model, not a curated record. The coding region runs from base 1 to 1086 and encodes 361 amino acids. The transcript is spliced from 2 exons.